Molecule: messenger RNA, 1547 nt
Organism: Hypoxylon fragiforme
Lineage: Eukaryota; Fungi; Ascomycota; Sordariomycetes; Xylariales; Hypoxylaceae
Product: mPR-like GPCR protein
Exons: 4
Coding region: 130-1215 (361 amino acids)
Cellular component (GO): membrane
Molecular function (GO): signaling receptor activity
Source: RefSeq, a predicted model, not a curated record
UAGCAAACUCCACGAAAUGGAAUAGGAUAUAUCGCAAACCCCGCUCGUCACCUCCCUAUGCUUCUCGAAAUGUAAUUCAGAGAGACGCAAAAAAGGCAGGGAAAGCAGAAGAAGAAAAGAAGCAUUCGAAUGCGACAAGACGGUGAGAAGAGUAGAAGAGGCCAACAUUUUCCAUGUAUCAUACAACAUCUACUUCUACAAGCCAAAGAUGAGACCACAAUGUCGCCACGAUCCAUUGAAGCUAACGCGCAAUCUACAACCCCUGCGACGCCCUCUGCAACGCCCUCUGCGACUCAUUUCGCAUCUGACGACAAAAAAUGGCAUUCGAGCUUUAGUAACGCCGAGAUUUCGGCCAGUACUCGCCCCAACACACGGUUGAACCGCCGUUUAGUCUCGUAUGAUGAGAUUCCCGACUGGUACCAAGAUAAUCCGUACAUUCGGCACGGCUACAGACCCGUCUUGCAAUCCGCACGAGCUUGUUUCAGUAGUUGGUCGUACGUACACAACGAGACGCUCAAUAUAUAUACACAUCUAGUACCAGCAGCAGUGCUACUUGUCAUCGGCCUUUCUUACGUACUCAUCCGUCUAAGUGGCCGCAGCAGCGACGACAUUGGUGUCGCUGUAGCUCUUCUAGUUUGCGCAGUAGGCUGCCUUAGCUUUUCGAGCCUAUACCACACGCUCAUGUGCCACUCUCGCUCAAUCGAGGCAUUUUGGUUGCGCCUUGACUUCAUCGGCAUCAUUCUGUUAAUAUUAGGAUCCUUCAUCUCAGGAAUCUACGUCGGUUUCUGGUGCGAGACACUGCAGAGGAGAAUAUAUUUUUCAAUGAUGGGAUCUCUCGCGGCAAUUUCCAUCGUCGUCGUGCUGGCGCCAUGUUUCCAAGGUCCACGAUGGCGUACGCUGCGCCUGUUGACUUUUGUAUUCACUGGGCUUUCCGGCUUGAUUCCAAUAAUUCACGGCAUCGUUAUGUUUGGUUUCAUGCAGAUGGCAAAGCAAUCCGGUUUAUUUUAUUUUCUGGCUGAAGGAGGGCUAUUCUUGAUAGGAGCAGUUGUGUACGCUACAAGAUUCCCCGAGAGUAUCAGACCUGGAACAUUUGAUAUAUACGGCUCCUCGCACCAGAUCUUCCAUGUGUUGGUUGUCUUUGCUACAGUGAUUCAUCUAAUAGGUGUUCUUGAUGCGCUCGACUACAAUUAUUACAAUCGACAAUGCCCGGGAUGAUUUCUCGCGCCGGCAUUGCGCUCAGCAGGUAUCUAUCAAAGCUACUUCGCAGGAGCAAUGCUGUAUCCUCACUCAUCCGUACUGCCUCAAUCAUCAAGCUGAUCUCCUCGAAUGCUUCUUCGAACUGUACCCAAAGGCUGUAUGUGCUGCUUUAGUCUUCUCCUAGGUUACUACUGACUCAUUUCUAAAGCACAGCCACCCUCAAGGUACCUAGCUUGCAGAUUAGAUGGCCUGUACAUAGACGAUUGUGGGUUGCCCGUGUAGGAACCUCUUAAUACGACGUCCACUCGAACUCAUUGCUCUGGAGCCAUUCCCUGUCUUGAUAUCCUCUC